This is a messenger RNA of Loa loa (African eye worm), 807 nucleotides long. RefSeq lists its product as hypothetical. The record is from RefSeq and is a predicted model, not a curated record. The transcript is spliced from 5 exons. The coding region runs from base 1 to 807 and encodes 268 amino acids. Lineage: Eukaryota; Metazoa; Nematoda; Chromadorea; Rhabditida; Onchocercidae.
AUGUUGCAACAAGUUGAUUUCACUGAAUCUGAUCCAGCCUGUAAUUUGAUGAUACCAAUUCAAAAUCAAAAUAUCAUUUCACCAAUGAAACAAACAAUUUUUAAAAUACGCAUUUUUGAUAGCAAUGAUCGUGAAACUUUUGAAUAUGAUGCGGAAAAUAAGAAAAUUUUACAAGUACGGGUGGAAGGUGGUCCAUUUGAACGAGCACAAAUACAAGCUCGUUCAAUCAUCAAUCCGACAGCUCAGGUAGGACGAUUCGUUACGCCAAUACCUAACUACUUCAAACUUGUCAACUGUAGCGGCAAUUACGGAAGUGCCAUAAUUAACGACGGUACCGUAUCCAGACGACAUUCCAGUCUAAGAUGGCAACCACCGAAUAUACCUUCUGGCGCAAUCAUCUUCUUGGCAAGUGUCAUACACUCUAAACAUUUAUAUCAUAUCCGGUCAUCUUUUCUUUCGCCAGUCUCCAAUUCCACUCGAUUAACUAAACAAGGUUGUGGUACUUCAUAUGGUUGUUUUAAAAUUGGUAAUCAACAGUGCCUAUUUGGUGAAUCAUGCCAUUUUUCACUAAAAUGGCGCUGUUAUAAAAAAUCGAUGAUUGUUGAAGCCACACAUUACGGUCAUGUUGCUUCCUUUGGUUUAACUGAAAGCGAAAAGCGUGCAGUAUUGUGUAUUUCGACAAAUAAUAACUCUUCGAUGAAUGAUUACUAUAUAACCGGUGAUCAGGGCUUCCCAAAUGUUUUCCAUCGACCGCAUAGCAAACGAUUAAAAACAAUUAACGAUGGUGUGCGUACCUUUUGCCGGUAA